Messenger RNA from Dreissena polymorpha, 7120 nucleotides. RefSeq lists its product as uncharacterized. The transcript has 6 exons. NCBI's taxonomy places the organism in Eukaryota, Metazoa, Mollusca, Bivalvia, Myida, Dreissenidae. Bases 3264 to 4664 code for a protein of 466 amino acids. The record is from RefSeq and is a predicted model, not a curated record.
AUAAAAGUACACUUAAAAUACAUAAAUGCAUGUUUUUGUUUCAUUUUUUUAUAUUUUUCUUUUGGGUAUUUUGACUUUUUCAGGUAGAGGAAUGUCAAGGGCAACUGGAUAAGGGUUGUUGAUGGCAAAACAGGUUGGAGACUACAUAAGACUUUGACAGUUGGCGGGAAACCAUCAUCAACUGGAGAGAUGCCAGUAAAAAGAUGGCCAUAAAACAGUGACCGCUGAUUUGCAUUGAGUUCUUUCUUACAUAUUGGAUGGCCUAUGUUUUUUAUUGUUUAAAUCAUUGCGGCUUGGAAUGCUCUUUAAGAAAAGGUAUGGUUAUGGGGGUGUCUACGCGCAAAAGUUUGACUUUAUUUUUUGUUAAAGUUAUUGCUUUUACAUUGAAUUUGUGCAGGAAAUCUUUUGGUAUGUUGUGACCUGCAUACGUUGAUGUGGAACGCACCACUGGACGUUAUUUGGGAAAUGCUAUAUUACAAACAUUACAGCUUAAAAACAUACCAAUAGAAAAUAUGCGGGCUCAGUGUUAUGAUGGGGCAGCUAAUAUGUCUAGUGAUCGAUGUGGGGUUCAAAAAUGCGUCGCAGAAUUUGCAACAAAUGCACCAUAUACACACUGCAAUAGCCAUGCACUGAAUCUUGUGAUUGUACACUCAUGCAAACAAACUGAUAUUAGCCAUACAUUGGACAAGAUAAAAUCAAUAUGCAUAUUCUACAAAUAUAGUCCCAAAAGAGAAGGUCUUUUAAAUGAAAUUAUGAGGCAAGGGGUUCAAUCUCCAACGAAACGAAAAGCUAUUUUGGAUCUGUGUAAAACACGCUGGGCGGAGAGACACGUUGCCUUUGCUCACUUCUAUGAUUCAUAUGUGUACAUCGUCGAGUCAUUAGAAUUCAUCGCACAUGGUGUGAACAAAAGUAAUUAUGACCUGCAAUAAUAUCAUGAUAAGUGGGACCAAACUUCUAGAUCGGAUGCUUCGUCCUUCCUUCAUGCCAUAACAAGCUUCGGCUUCAUAAUGGCCUUCAUGGUUAUCUACCAAGGGUUGGCAAUAUUGUCGGGGAUUAGUGUACAACUACAACAGAAGGCACUGGACGUAUACCAGGCAAACUCAAAGAUUGAAAACGUAAAGAUUCGUACAGAACCCUCAGAUAGGACAUCGGGGAGCAAUUUCAUGUCUGGUUCAACCAAGCAUCAAAGAUGGCAGAUAAAGUUGGUGUCAAGCCCGAGAUGCCCAGGAUAGCGGCGCGACAAGCCCAUCGUUCAAACAGUGUGGGAGACGGAGCCAAUUGUUCAUGUGAGGAAAGAUGCGUACACCAAGUGGAAGCAUACUUCAGAAUCAAUUAUGCCAUACCCUUCAUUGAUCACAUCAACGCUGAACUUUUCUUACAAUUUUCUCCACUGGCAGUGACCGCUUCUAAAUUACUAGUCUUGGUCCCGUCCGUUUUUGAGUCGGCCCAUUCUAAGGCCAUCAUGGAAUUAGGGGAGGUAUAUGAGGAUGACUUACCCUCACCUGCCCUGCUAGAGGAAGAGUACACUCGUUGGAAGCAGCUCUUCUCUUCGGAGUCUGAUCCACCCUCCUCUUGUGCAAAGGCUUUACAUGCUUGUGACCGGUGUUUGUUUCCUAACAUCCAUACCUUGUUGCGGAUUGCAUGCACCUUACCGGUCACAAGUGCAGAGUGUGAACGGGCUGCUAGCACACUGAGGCGUCUGCACCACUACCAGCGUGCGUCUAUGACAAAUAGUCGCCUGUCUUCAUUGGCGCUCGUAAACAUUCAUUAUGGAUUCCAGCACAACGUGCCCGAAAUCAUAUCGCGAUUUUCCCGCCUACAUCCCCGCAAAAUGGAAUUGGAAUCUUUGAUAUAAAUAUAUUUAUGUUUCUGUAUAAUGCACAAUUAUUAAUCUGGCACUGUAAUCCGUUUGAAAUCGAUAUUUAUCUUUAGUUAUUUGAUACUAAAUUGUAAAUUUUGUCAUCGUUAUUAAUGACACCCCCUCCCGCACAUACCCCCUUCGCCACUUCGUUGCUCAAUAACACUCGUUGAUGGGAAAAUUCGCACCCCCCUUUUCAAAACCCUGGCUACGUGCCUGAUAUACAUCGACAGAUUACGUCUAAUUAUUUGGACUACCUGUGACAGUGUCUACAUCUCGUUGAAGGUUUAUCCUACUAGCAUACGUGUUAAGUGUUAUAUGUUUAAUAAUUCAAAGUUAUUUGAAACGUAAAUAUUAACAAAUAUAUCAUACAAGCACGGCAUCAUAAUGUGAAUGUUGUAUUGCGAAUACUUUGGAUUUUAUCAUUGACAUCACUGUUUCACUCGUCAGUGAAAAGACAAACAGAGCAGCAAACUGUUAAUUAUCCUAAAGUCACGGACGUCUGCAAAAAGGCCUUGUGAAAAGCUGCUAUGUAAACUACCGGCCAGAUCAGUUAAAGUCACGCCAAAACGGCUCAAAAACUAACUCUCUAAUCGCCAGACCGAGGAGGCGGUAUAUUAUUUCCUUUAAGUGUAUUUUACGGAAUCCCGAUAGUUCCAUCUAUAAUCUCGAUUCCUCAAGGGCGACGCACGACACACGAUAUAUUGCGUGACGAUGUGUAGGUUGCCCAAAAGGCGAUAUAUCAUGUUAAAUAUAUAGUUCGUCGCCGCGACUGUCGCGCAAAAUAUCGUGUAUCGCUUCGUGUGUCGUGUUUCGCCCUUGAUGAAAGAAGUGCGAGAUUAUAGAUUGCACUAUCAGGAAUCCGUAGUAUUAAGCAUAUGACGAAGAUUAAAUAAGUGCAUUCGUCAACAUUGCAUACAAUUAAUUGAAUAGAAACCUUUAACAUGAAAUGAUAAACAUGUGCAUUAAAGACGUAUGCAGUCAAUGAAACCUACAGUUUUUAUUGAACGCGUUAGUUUCUCCCUAAGUUUAACAGGAAAUAUUACAAAAAGUACAUGUUUAUUAUUGUAGUUAUACAUAUACAUUGUUAAAGAUCAAACGCAGUUUUGAAACGAGCGUUUUAAUACACACUCGCACUUUGCAAUAACAUAUUACCAGUCGUUAUAGCUGCAAAUUUCCUGUAUUGCACACUUGUUGCAAUCAUAUGAAUGCAGAUAUGCUGAUAUUUUAAUAUGAUUUUUUUUAUGAACGUUUUUGAACAAUUAAUAACUCCUGAUCUACUUUAAGGAAACUAUGUUUGUGUUGCUUAUAUAAGUGUACAUAUACCAUUGACAUAUUAACAUUCCAUAAUGAUAUAAACUCAUCUGUAAUAUGGUUUCUUGUAUCUAACUGCAGAACUGUAUCAAUGGCUGACGAAGGCAUCAGACGCGAUGAACCAGGAGAGGUCCAUAAACAGGUCAGUGUGUCCAGCUGUCACGCAUGGUUUCAAAAUGAACAGGCCUCUGCUAAGACUUCUACUUUAAUGAAUGUUCUGGGUUAUGAGCCUCACAUCCGACAGGCUCGGAUAGAAGCAUACAAGGCCUCUGACAGGCAUUAUACUGCAAAGGCGCGUGGUAGGUUAACGUGGAUCACCACGGGUAGCAAGGCUGAGGGUCUGACCAGCUUACUGGAGAGCGAUACAGACAAGUUGAUUGUUACAGAAAGUGUCAUCUGUUUAGAAGAUGGUGUUGAUUCAAGUAGCGUUCCUGUGGAGAAAACCAUAUUUAGAUCCUGCAGUCGUAUUAGUUACUCCGGACACUGUAGACUGCUACUUGAAACAUGCGGUACAACUAUUCCUAGAAUAGUGUACAAUGCCUUGUGUGAUGAUGGAUUUGGUCGCGGACUAUUAAGCAGCGACUUAUAUGUUAAUCAGUGGUUGAACGUUAAACAGAGGGAAGGCAUAGUACACCAUGAGCGUGCUGGACCGUCAACGCCAAGAACAACUCAUUAUCUUAAAAGCGAUAUCGUGCAUACGCUACAUUUUUACUGCCCCAGCAUCCUUACAAGAUGGGCGGCAAGACAUCGCUACUGGCCAUCACCUGACGUCGUUAGGGAAGUUGUAUCACUUGGAGCAUUUGUUUCUCCUGUUGGGGUUAAAGGCAGCGAAUAUGAACAUGUUGAAUGGAGAAUGUGUUUUAACUCCGGGGAAAACGUACUGAUCAAUAAUCUUAACGACACUCAGGUUAAAUUAUAUGUGCUAUUAAAAAUGGUGAAGAAAGAUGUAUUAAAACCGCAAAAGAAGGAGGUGACAUCGUUCACGGUUAAAAACAUUGUAUUAUGGAUAGCAGAAAAUAACCCGCACUCAUUGUUUCAUGAAAGAAGUCUGUUUCACUGGCUUCACGAAGGAUUAUAUGCGCUAAGAGUUGCUAUAGAUACGAAAGAGCUGCCAUAUUACAUGAUCCCAGAGCGAAAUCUGAUGGCAGCCUGUGCUCUGGAUCAUGAGCAGAAACGUUCUUGGAUAGCUACUAUUGAUGAAAUGAUGACCGAAGGUCCCCGGAUCAUAUUGAGACUACCGAAGAUAAGACAAGCCAUAAUUGCUCACCCUGAGCCACUACGAUGGUACAGCGGGAGGAGGAUAGAGCUGGAGAUGCUGCAGCUGAUAGCCAUGAACAGAGUCGCCCUCGGCAUGGAUAGAGAGACGGAUGUUAUUAUGCAGGCAAUAAGCAGACGUCGGUUGGAGAUUUUGAGGGAGAUUAAGAUGAGGAUGAUUAUGGAAGGGAGUCGAGUAAAUGAUCUAUGGAAUGUAUUAAGUCGCAUGUUCAUGUAAAAUGAUUACACAUAUCAAAAGACAUUUGACUUGCACUUGAAACUCACAUAUAUAGAUGUAAGGAGUUAUCGUCUGUUGGUAAUUAAUAUUUAUUGUUUGGCAGAAUACUUUAGAAAUGUAAUCUUCGUUAUUAAGAAAACUGUUCAUAUUUACUUUUGAAAAAAAAUGUUGUAUUAUUCUUACAAUGUAUAUGAAACGACUAAACGACGAUGUAAUGCUUAUUUAAAACAUUAAUCACAUUUAACGAUAACAUAAUGUUUAAACACGUGGGCUCUCGUAUAGUCAGAUCUCCAUGAUGCAUGUCAUCCAGGGUCUUAAAAUAAAGUCAUAUAUAGUAUGAUUGGCAUGCGUCCAUGUACGAGUUGUAACCCAAUAUACAUCACGUUAAUGGGGAAGCAGGUUUAAUAGUCAGAUCUCCAUGAUGCAUGUCAUCCAGGGUCUUAAAAUAAAGUCAUAUAUAGUAUGCUUGGCAUGCGUCCAUGUACGAGUUGUAACCCAAUGAACAAAACGUUAAUGGGGAAGCAGGUUUAAUAUGUAUGUCAAUAUAAAAGAACAACACGCCAAUACUUGUCCAUUAAAUAUAUACAUGCGUUUUUUUAGAAAUAACAUAGAUACAAAACCCAAAAAUAUACACACAUAUCAAUACACACACUUUGUUUUUUUUAUGCAAAAAUACAUGUUAAAUGGUAUGUUUGCAUAGUUAGUUGAAAUAGCUUUCCAUAAACAUCACAGAAUGAAGCUGUGGUUUUGAUAAUUAACUUGCCACAUAUCACCUUCCGUGUGGUUAUGGUGUUCAUGUAGUUCUUACACAGCUUCGAACCUUAAAAGCGUUAUAGAUCUUUCGACUAAUCCUUUCCAAGUCUGAAAAACAAUAGAAGUAAAACCCAUUUUAAAGCAUGUGCUCUUAUUUUCUUUGUCAUUCAUUAAAAAUGGACCAAAUUCAAUAAUCAGGCAGAAAUAACAAUCAUUAUAUUUAUUUAAAGACAAUAAGUAAAACAAAGAAAUAUUAUAUUUCAACAUAACAUGUAUGCUUUUAUAAGAUUUAUGUUCAGUUAAACAUAAAUUGUUUAAUCAAAGCUUCACUAUUCAAUAAUGUAACAUUUGGUUAAUUUGAUAUAUUUUCAGAACAGACUAAAGUUUAUGUUCUAGAUUCUUACAAAACUGUGUUCAGAUUAAAUGCAGAACUGACGGGCAAAUUCUUGUAUACCACACAUAGCAUUUAAAAAAUGUGUCCCACACAUAGCAGUUUAACAUUUAUAUACACACACUCUGAAUUAGAUGUAUUUGCGCAAACAUACAAUGUAAGUAGCUUAUCUAUGAAGAAUAACAAUGUCCGCCCUAUUUUUUAAACCCUCGACAAUAUUAUAAUCAAUGUUUUUGUUGAUUGAACAAAAAAUAUACCACACAUAGCAUUUCACUUCAUGUGUUUUCAAACACGCGGUUGCACUUUUUGGAAAAAAUACUUAAAUAAUUUUGCGCAAACUUAACAAAGUUGUGUCUUUUUACAAUGACCGGGCACUCGUCAUUGUUUUUUUGAAAAUGGUUUUGAAAUAAUGAAGAAAUUAUCAAAAACGUUACCUGAAGCGACGUUUUGUUUACAUACGAUUGUCCCACACAUAGCCGAAAAAGUCACGUGGUUCAGGCGCCUUGUAUGCUGGUUCACGUCAAAUCACUGCGCGGAGGUUGAUGUUUAAUAUGAAAUUGAUAUUUACCUGCUCAUUGUGUAAAUUAUUUAAUAUUUAUAUAUUUUAUUAAAACCACACACAAUUUAGUUUGAACAGUAUAUUGAGUGUGAUACGAAUGUGCCUUCCAAUCAACUGUGUUAACGAUAAAGCCAUGAACUAGGACAGUAAUAUAUGCGAUUGUAUGACACCAAUAUGAUACUAAUAUGCCUGGUGUACAUUCUCAGUUGUAAUAAUCUGCCAUACUGUCAAGUAUUGUAAUUUGCAUUUUAUUUUGUAACACUGAAAAUAGUCUACAUUACUCGAUGGUGCCCGUGUGCUUUUUAUAACUUUAUGCCAUUGCUUGAUUACUGUCGGUGUAAAUAAAAAAAAAAUUAUAAUCUGAAGAAAAUGUUAUGAUUUCAGCUGAAUUGUAUUAAAUGUUAUUAUUGUUUCUGACGAUGUCGAUUUUGAUGAUAUGAAGAGAAGAAGGAUAAUGAUGUUAAAUGAUGAUACGGAUGCUGAAGAAGUUUGAGCAAAAUAAGAUGAUAACAAUAACGAAUACGACAGCAUCAUCAUCAUCAUAAGCAGCAGCAGCGGUAGCAUCAUCAUCAUCUCCAGCAUCAUUAUAAGGAAUAACAUCAAACUCAUUCACUGUCUUCGUAUUCGUUAUUGAUGUCAUAUUAUUUGCGCAAACUUCGUCAUUAUUAAUAAUUAUUAUCCUUCUUAUGUUUAUGUCAAUCGUAAUACAUGGACUAUCUCCGGAAUGUAUGGAAUAAAUCGUCUGCUGAUCCA